GGCGUGUGCUUUUACUUAUGUUUCUAAACCACUGUGUAAUAUAAAGCAUGACCUAGAGUUCUAAUGCUACCAGGUGUAGGGAACUAAACCAUUUAAUUGAAGCUGUUAAAAUAAUGAAAAGCCUCUGUUUUCUCUGGAAAAAGUGGCCGGUAGGAUAGGCAUAUGCACAGAGUCGUUAUAUCCUUUUGCAUAUGCAAAAGCUUCACAUACUAGAUGUAAAUUUCUAGUUAUUAUACUCUUUCUACUAAAGCUACUCCUAAUCUUUAUUUUAGACUGGAUCAUAGUGCAUCAUGGGCAUUAAAUUUCUUCUGACUGCAAUCUCUAUAUGGAUUUGGAUAACCUCCUGGAUUCAACUUCUCACUGCUUCAUCUGAUGGGCUAGUGCGGAUCAGCCUGAAAAAGCAGCCUUUAGACCUUAAAAGAAUAAAUGCUGCAAGGAUCACCGGAGUAGGGCUUGAAAGCAAUGUGAAUGAUCAGGAAGCAGAUAUAAUAUAUCUAAAGAAUUAUCUUGAUACCCAAUAUUAUGGACAAAUUGGCAUAGGUUCACCCUCUCAGAGCUUUUCUGUUGUCUUUGACACUGGGAGCUCUAAUCUUUGGGUGCCAUCAUCAAAAUGCGUUGUUUCUAUUCCUUGUCAUUUCCAUUCGAAGUUUCGGGCUAGGCUAUCCAGUACAUAUACCAAGAUUGGGAUACCUUGCAAAAUCAACUAUGGCUCUGGAUCUAUUUUUGGCUUCUUUAGCCUAGAUCAUGUUAAAGUUGGGGAUAUUGCUGUCAAAGAUCAAGAGUUCAUAGAGAUUACAAGGGAAGGUUUUCUACCAUUCCUAGUUGCAAAAUAUGACGGAAUUCUUGGACUUGGGUUUCAGGAAAUUUCUGUGGAACAAGCUACUCCUCUGUGGUCCAACAUGGUGCAACAAGGUCAUGUUAGCCAGAAACUUUUCUCUCUCUGGCUAAAUGGAGAUUUAACAUCAGAGUUAGGAGGUGAAAUUGUCUUUGGAGGUCUUGACUGGAGGCACUUCAGAGGUGACCACACUUAUGUCCCAGUUACCAAAGGCGGUUAUUGGCAGAUUGAGGUAGGAGAUAUAUUAGUAGAAAACAACUCAACAGGACUAUGCAAGAAUGGCUGUGCUGCCAUUCUGGAUUCGGGGACACCAUUAAUUGCAGGGCCAACUGAAAUUGUGGCUCAGAUCAACCGUGCAAUUGGAGCAGAAGGAAUUGUAAGCUUGGAAUGCAAAAAUGUUGUUUUUAAGUAUGGGUAUUCCUUGUGGGACUCCUUAAUAUCUGCGCAGGUACGGCCUGAAAUAUUGUGCGUCGAUAUUGGGUUAUGUUCAUAUAAUGGAUCGCAGCAUGUGAGAGUGGGGUUUGGUUAUUUUGAGUUAGUACAAGAAGAAGCACUCAACCUGAAUCCGUGCAGUGGCGGCCUCAAGACAGUGGUAGAAAAUGAAACUAGGGUAGGAUCAGCAAUGGGUGAGACUGCUGUGUGUACUUUCUGUGAGAUGAUUGUUUUCUGGAUUCAAGUUCAGCUCAAACAACAGAAAAUAAAGGAAAAAGUAUUCAAACAUGUAAAUCAGCUGUGCGAAAAUCUUCCAAAUCCCGUUGGAAAAUCAUUUGUCAACUGUGAUUACAUUGACAUUCUGCCAGAUGUUACAUUUACCAUCGGAAACAAAUCAUUCCCUCUUACUCCAGAACAGUAUAUUCUUAAAGUUGAAGAAGGCUGUUCUACCGUGUGUGUCAGUGGCUUUGUCCCUUUGGAUGUGCCUCCCCCACGAGGUCCUCUUUGGGUACUCGGAGAUCGGUUUCUGAGCGCAUACCAUACAGUGUUUGACUUCGGAAAUCUGCGGGUAGGAUUUGCAAAAGCUGCAAAAUAGUGCCAAACUGGAUUUCGCCAGCCUCCAGUUUGCGCACGCUAAUUCGUAGAUGGAUAACAAUUAAUGCAGCACUUAGAUUCUAUAUACAUGCUCAUUCUGCUUCGAGUGCCUUGUGUAAAGGUUAAUAUUUCACCAUAUCAAUAAACUGCCAGCAUCAUAUGAGUACUUUUUUUAGUGCUUAGAUGUGCGCUUUUGUUUCCGGUUCUCUGCUGCAAGGAAUGUAAACGAGAAAUUUUACACCUUCAUAAUCUAGGUUUGAAAAUGAUUUUAGAGACUUAACU
Molecule: messenger RNA, 2143 nt
Organism: Durio zibethinus
Lineage: Eukaryota; Viridiplantae; Streptophyta; Magnoliopsida; Malvales; Malvaceae
Product: aspartic proteinase-like
Biological process (GO): proteolysis; lipid metabolic process
Molecular function (GO): aspartic-type endopeptidase activity
Source: RefSeq, a predicted model, not a curated record